AACCGCGAGAAUGAAUUACCGCGAGGCGAGAAUCGCGUCGUUAGAGCAGGUGGCUCUCGUUGAAAUACGAGCAGGGAAAGGAGGUGGUAUAUUUUUCGUAUGGCGAAAAUGCCAUGGCCUCGCCUCUUUAUGUUACCACGAGCGAAUUAAAACAGCGCCGCGUCGUGUUUUCACGUGUCGCAGGCGGAAUUUUAAUUAAGCGCGAACCGAUGAAAUUUAGUUACGCCAAACGUACGAUUUCGAGCGGACGUGGCGCGCGCUAAAGCAAACAGAGAAGAAAGAAAAGUGGAAUACGAGGAACAACGUGAGAUAUUUCAGGCUGUCGGUGAGCGAUCGAGUGAUUUGCAUUUCCAGCAAACGAUGGAUCGUUUAUUAUUCAAAAGUAACGUAUCUUCUGAGCCGAUACAUCUUAAUAUAUCCAGCAAUAAUAUUUAGAAGUAUAUAUGGAGCAAGGAAUAAGCGAGAUAAGGACACCGGAAUCAUCGCGAUAGCGGUAGAUAAAGCGAUAACCUGGUUUCUGCCAAAAAUAUAUAUAACAGGACGAAAUCGCGGGUCGAGAGUCGAGUUUUGUACAUCGAUUGACGAAAUGCGUCAAUUCCGUGGAAUUCUACUGUUGGUUUUCGGGCUCCUGGCCGUGGGAUCGACGAGCUCCCAGUUGGUGGACAAACAAUGGUGGGAAACCGCUUUGGUCUAUCAAAUCUGGCCGAGAGGAUUUCAGGAUAGCGAUGGAGAUGGCGAGGGUGACUUGAAGGGUAUAACCAACCGGCUGGAUUAUUUACAAGAGCUUGGAGUCGACGCAAUUUGGCUGAACCCUAUCUACUCAUCACCACUGAAAGAUUCUGGAUACGAUAUUUCUAAUUAUACCGAGAUAAAUCCACUGUUUGGUAAUCUCCAGUUCUUUGACGAGUUCGUACAACAAGCACAUAAACGUGACCUGAAGGUCAUUUUGGACAUAGUACCAAAUCAUUCAAGCGAUCAACAUAAAUGGUUUCUGCUGUCAAGUCAAAAUGACGAGCGAUACAGUGACUACUACAUUUGGGCAAACAGUUCCAAAGAUCAAAAUGGCAACAAGAUACCACCUAAUAACUGGAUAAGCACCUAUAGUGACAAAGAGGGAUCAGCAUGGACGUGGCACGAUACAAGGCAGCAAUGGUAUUACCAUAAAUUUCACAAAUCUCAACCUGACCUCAAUUUGAGAAAUAAAAAUGUGAUACAAGAAUUAUUGGAUGUGUUCAACUUUUGGCUGAAGAGAAAAGUUGAUGGUUUUCGAAUCGGCGCAGUGUCGUAUCUUUAUGAGGAUAAGGAUUUAAAAGACGAGCCUGUUAUAGGGAAUGGAGCCUACACAUCUGGUCUGCCAGAGAGCACAGAUCUUGUAUACAAGUUUCGUUCAUAUAUUGAUAAUUGGGUAAAAGAGAAUAAUGCUCCUUCAAAAUUAUUAAUUGCAGAGUCUUAUGACUCUGAUGAAGUGUUGAUAUCGCUUUAUGGUAAUGCUACGCACAAUGGAAUUCCACCCUUUAAUUUCCGGUUUAUUACUUCUGUCCAGAAUACAAGCACUGCUGAACAUAUUAAAAAUGUACUGGAAGACUGGUUUAAGAAACUUCCAAACAAAACAGACACAAAUUGGGUGCUUUCCAAUCAUGAUACUUCAAGAGCAGCCUCAAGAAUUGGAUUGAAUCGCGUCGAUGGACUUCAUAUGCUUAGUCUACUGUUACCUGGUCAAGCAUAUACUUACUAUGGAGAAGAGAUUGGAAUGUUAGACAGGAAGAUGUCAUGGAAUGAAACAAUCGACCCUAUGGGUUGUUCGAGGCCAAAGGAAAUAUUAGGAAAUUAUUCCAGAGAUCCUGCAAGAACACCAAUGCAAUGGGACUCUAGUACAUCAGCAGGAUUUUCAUCUAAUAAAAUUACAUAUCUUCCUGUUCAUCCAGAUUAUACAGGAAGAAACGUCAAAGCACAGCUAAAAAGUUCACAGAGCAAUUUGAAGACAUAUAAAUCACUUGCUACUCUUAGAAAAGAUAAAGUAUUCACUCAUGGAAAUUAUGAAUUUGCAACCUUAAACAAUGACCGUAUAUUUGUCUUUAAAAGAUCUUUAGCAAACAAUCCUACAUAUAUCAUUGUUAUUAACUUGGGUCUACGACAAGAAACAGUUAAUCUAACGUCGAUGUAUCCGAACUUAAACGAUCCGGUAGAAAUUGUUAUCGCAUCCAGUAAUGCAGUUAACAUUACGUCAAAUAUUUCGGCACAAAAUGUUAUACUCACGGCAAAUGCAGCAUUUGUUCUGAAAGCUGAGGAUAUAUGCAAUUGUGAAUCAUCUACAGAAGCCGGAGGAACCAGUACAACUCCUUCGACUCCUGAAAGUACAACAGAGAAAAAUUCUGCCGUUAUUUCCUCUUCAGUAACAUGGUUAAUAACAAGUAUAAGCAUCGCAGUAGUGUUAUUGAAUAUUUUAACGUUUCAUUGAGCCAAAUUUUGUAGAAUAAAAAUUUUAGUUAUGAA
Molecule: messenger RNA, 2493 nt
Organism: Bombus pyrosoma
Lineage: Eukaryota; Metazoa; Arthropoda; Insecta; Hymenoptera; Apidae
Product: maltase A3-like
Exons: 10
Coding region: 587-2458 (623 amino acids)
Biological process (GO): carbohydrate metabolic process
Source: RefSeq, a predicted model, not a curated record